GCCAAGGAACAGCUGAAGCAUCCAUUGGGAUCGAGAUUCCAGGGAUGCUGCAGGAUGAGGAACUGGGUGGGGGGAGGCAGUGCCGGUGGCACCACACUCUGCAUGUGCUCCCACCGGGACUGUUCCCAGUUAUUUGGGUUAGCAGGAGCCAGGUCAUCCCGUAUUCCCUCCAGCCCGGCAUUGCCAGCAGGUGCCACCAACUCCCGGUUUCCCUUGUCAUGGGCUGGGAUGGACGCCCCUGAGAAACUGGUAAAGGUGCUGGGGGAACAAUCCCAGCGAGGAGCUGGGUGCUGCCUGCACCCCAGCAAACCCAUUUGCAUGCAUGGACUCUGGUGUGGCCUGGGACAGCAUGGCAUGGCAUGGCACGGCGCAGGGAUGCUUCCCUUAGGGUCCGGGACGUGGCCCUGAGAGGGAUACUGGAGGAGGUCAGUGGCAAAUGGCCAGCCCCUGGGUACCCCUGCCCUGUGCUGGAGGAGCUAGAUGAUCCGGGCAUCACCACAGCAGCUGGGCAUGGCGCUCGGCCCCCGCCAGCUUGGUCUGCCACCCCCCUGGCGGAUUUGUCACUUGAGAAGCCACCGGGACGGCUCCCAAAAUAGCAGCUGCCAGUCACAGCAGCUCUGCUCGCCCCAGUGCUGCGGUGCUGCUGGGCCAGCACAGGCCGCCCCAGGCCUUGUUGGGCAGCUGCAGCCUUGGCACCACCACUCCGGUGCCGGCAGGACGGUGCAGAGCCACGUUUUGUUCCCCACUGAGGCCGGGAUUAGCAGCCAGACAAUGAGAAUGCAGCGCUGGGGCAUGGCCGUCAACGUGUACUCGACGUCGGUGACCAGCGAGAACCUGAGCCGCCACGACAUGCUGGCCUGGGUCAAUGACUCCCUGCAACUCAACUACACCAAGAUCGAGCAGCUCUGCUCCGGGGCUGCCUAUUGCCAGUUCAUGGACAUGCUGUUUCCUGGCUGCGUCCACCUGCGGAAGGUCAAGUUCCAGGCUAAACUGGAGCAUGAGUAUAUCCACAACUUCAAGGUGCUGCAGGCGGCCUUCAAAAAGAUGGGGGUGGACAAGAUCAUCGCAGUGGAGAGGCUGGUGAAAGGUAAAUUCCAGGACAACUUCGAGUUCAUCCAGUGGUUCAAGAAGUUCUUUGAUGCCAACUACGACGGGAAGGAGUACAACCCGCUGCUGGCACGGCAGGGCCAGGAUGCUGCACCCCCCCCAAACCCAGGUGAUCACAUCUUCAACAAACCCAAGAAACCCAUUGGCACUGCAGUCCCCCAGAGGACCUCCCCCACCGGCCCUAAAAACACGCCGAACCCAGCUCGCCUCGGCACUGUCCCCAGCGGCAUCCUCCGGAAGAACUCCCCAGCUGCCCGGAAUGGGAGCACUGAGGCUGACGCACAGAUCCUGGAGCUCAACCAGCAGCUGAUGGACCUGAAGCUGACGGUGGACGGGCUGGAGAAGGAGCGAGAUUUCUAUUUCAGCAAACUGCGGGACAUCGAGCUGAUCUGCCAGGAGCAUGAGAACGAGAACAGCCCCAUCAUCACUGGCAUCAUCAGUGUCCUUUAUGCUACAGAGGAGGGCUUCGCCCCACCAGAGGACGAUGAGCUGGAGGAGCAGCAGCCAGAGGACCAGGACGAGUACUAACCCCAGCACGUCCCACGCCCCAUGCCGCCCUGCUCCGCCCCCCCCAACAGACAUUUGAGGUCCGAGCCCGCGCCUCGCCCCGCACCGUCACACACCACCACGGCCUCCGGCGGCCGAACCGCCGCUGUGGCCGCCAGCAGCACCGGGGGAACGCCGCGGUCUCCAUCAUCAACCGAUGUCCAUUCCACCAGGAGCACGGCUGUGCCCACGUUGGGGGGGGGUGGGGGGUGGGGACGGGCUGUGCCCGCCGGGGCCUGGCCCGUGUCACCCUCACCCUGUAUUUAUUUUCCGUUGUCCUCUCCGGUGCGGCUGCCGCGGCCGCCCCGCUGCUCCCCCCGCCCCCAGCCUGAGAGAAAGAGCGAGUCCUGGAGUGGUUUUCCCCGGGGGGUGGGGGGAGCCUGCUGCCUGCGCUGCCCGCACCCUGCCGGCCCAGGGAUGGGUGCUGGUACCGCGGCACAAGGGUCGGUGCUCCCUCGGGCAGCCUGUGUGGGGGUCUCAGCUCAAGAGACAAGAGGUUUUUGCUUCAGGUUCCUGCGAAGAUAAAAAAAGAAACCUCGGACGUGGCCGCAGGCAGCGGGCGGGGGGGAGGGGUGGGAAACCAGCCACCCCAGGCCAGGACGGAGGAUCCCGGAGUGGGAGCUUGUCCCCUCUGCGACAUGGGGGCGGCGGUGCCACUCUCUGCUGCGGGUCCCCUCCCCUUGCCCGUGGCCACCGAGGACCCCCCGCUGGCCAGGCGAGCGCUGGGGCGGGUUGUGCCGCGAGGGUCCCGCAGCUCCUGCUCCGGCCGUUGUGUCCCCCCCCCUCAUCGCAUCGCUUGUCUGGUCUGUCACUCCGGUCGCAAAGCCUGCAUCUGUGUUCGGUUUUAUUUAAAAUAAACUCGUGUGAUAA
Molecule: messenger RNA, 2523 nt
Organism: Apus apus (common swift)
Lineage: Eukaryota; Metazoa; Chordata; Aves; Apodiformes; Apodidae
Gene: MAPRE3
Product: microtubule associated protein RP/EB family member 3
Biological process (GO): regulation of microtubule polymerization or depolymerization; protein localization to microtubule plus-end; spindle assembly
Cellular component (GO): microtubule plus-end; cytoplasmic microtubule; spindle midzone
Molecular function (GO): microtubule plus-end binding
Source: RefSeq, a predicted model, not a curated record